AUAUCACGGACACCGUAAGAGGCACCAUUUCUCGCAUGCACAGCAGAGUACUCAAUUCUGGUAUUAUCUUGUUGAUUCCAAGCUAUAAAUACAAACGCCUUUCCCGUAUGAAAUGGAAGUUUUACCAAUCCAAGACAGUAAUUCAAUUCACACCCAUCAUUACACACAACACAAUAACACACUCAACUCCACCAUCAACAAACACAUACAACAAUCAAACCCCCUCAAUCAUUCACAAUGCCUUGCACCUGGCUCAUCACCGGAACCACCUCUGGCCUUGGAGAAGCCUUGGUCCGCGACGUUCUCUCUCGUGGCGACAAUGUCAUUGCUUCUGGCCGCAAGGUCGAGGAACGACUUGGCCCUCGCAUUGCCAAGUCAGAGAGCCUUGCAUUUCUCGAACUGGACAUCACGGCAUCCCAGCAGACGAUUGAUGCGCAAGUCAAGAAGGCUUGGGAAAUGUUUGGAUCGAUUGACGUGUUGGUCAACAACGCUGGUCGCACCGGCUUCAAGAGCGCCGAAGAGGCAGACGACACCUACAUCGAUCAAAUGUUCCAAGUGAACUUGUUCGGGCAAAUGCGCAUGACACGCGCCAUCUUCCCAUUCUUCCGCGCCCAGGGCCAUGGUUGCGUCGCCUUCACCUCAUCGAGUUCAGCCUGGGGACCGCUUCCAUUCAUGUCGCACUACGCAGCCUCUAAAGCGGCACUGAGUACCUAUGUUGAAGCCUUGCACAAGGAAGGCAUGCCGCUGGGCAUUCGAAGCGUUGCCAUCGAGUGUGGUGGAAUGCAAACUUCUUUGGGGCAGCCGCGCGAAGAAGGCGAGCAAACAUUUGUGCAGCCUGCUGUUGCUGGCUAUUUGCCCCUGUUCGGCGAACUGAUGGAUUGCUUUGUUAAAUCCGGCAUGGACAUGAUGCCAGGAGACGUGGAGAAAGUUGCCAGGAGCAUGGUGGAUGUCAUCACCAGGAAGGGUGUCGCUGCAGGACGACCCUGGACUGUCCGUGUCCCAUUGGGCUCAGAUGGAUGGGGCUAUGCUGCAAAGAAGUGCGAGGAACAUCUGCAGGUGCUGAACGACUGGAAAGAGGCCAGCUUCAACACAGAUCGUGACGGAGCGGCGGCGACGGCGACAACGCUCACGCACAAGUUUACAACCUUGGUCAACCUGGAAUAG
Messenger RNA from Ilyonectria robusta, 1164 nucleotides. RefSeq lists its product as uncharacterized. The coding region runs from base 238 to 1164 and encodes 308 amino acids. The record is from RefSeq and is a predicted model, not a curated record. Lineage: Eukaryota; Fungi; Ascomycota; Sordariomycetes; Hypocreales; Nectriaceae. The transcript has 2 exons. Gene Ontology annotation, molecular function: oxidoreductase activity.